Aphanomyces astaci is the source of this 869-nucleotide messenger RNA. RefSeq lists its product as hypothetical. The record is from RefSeq and is a predicted model, not a curated record. The transcript has 3 exons. Bases 30 to 836 code for a protein of 268 amino acids. NCBI's taxonomy places the organism in Eukaryota, Oomycota, Saprolegniomycetes, Saprolegniales, Verrucalvaceae.
GUCAGAUCGAAAUCGCCAAGUGACAAGCCAUGGCCCGACCGCCACGGAUGAGCUUGCUCCAGCGGUUCUUCUACGUGACACAGACAAGCCUUCGACGGUUUGAUGCGUGGACGGAAAAGCACAUGAUUGGUUUGCCAAACCCUCCAUUGACGGAGGAAGAACGUCAGGACAAAGCUCGUGAACAAUGCGUGGACCUGUGGACGUUGUCGCUGGCGGACCACGUUCGCUUUGCGCGGGAAGCAUGGGCGGAAUACAAGGAUACGCUUCGCGAAGACUAUGAAUUCACAGAGGUGGUCCGAGGAAAGGUCAUGGACUUCAAGGACACCGUGGAGGAACAGCGCGCCAAGGUCGACGAGCACUUGGAUUCGCACCAUCCCGAACUCAAGCAACACAUCAACACAUGGAAAAGUGACAUCCAGCAAAGUGUGGGUGACAUCCAGCAAAGUGUGGACGACACGACAGCGCGAGUCAAGGUGCAUGUUGACGAGAUGAAGGUCCAGGCCAAGGAUAUUGAUGUCGAGAGAAUUCCAGAGCAUAUAUCUGAUGCCGUCAAUGCCUUGAAGAAUCGGCCGGUCGUAGAUGUCAAGCGAGACGUGGAAGAGUGGGCGCUUGACAAGCUCGUGGUGGGUCGUGCAACCAUGUCGGCGUUCGUCGAGGGAUACAAGGCAGGCAAGGAAGAGGAAUUGAUGCGGGAAACUCCGUUGCUGAAAGAACUGGCGGAAAAGGCGACCGAUCAACACAAAGACUUUUUGACGGCCAAACGCAACGAAUUGCUCCAAAAAGUGGCCGAUUUUGAAGUGAAAAGCACGAGAUCAUCGCCUCCACCCGUUGUAUAACGUUAAUAUGAACGAACACUGCAGACCUCACGC